CAAGACGAAUGAUCUAAUGUAAAAGCAAAUUCAAUUGCUCUCGGUCUAUUCAACAAUGGAUUACUAUAUCCUCACAUUUCUAUUUGUUAUCGUCUACUUGAUAUACAUUUACUUGAAGAAUAAUUAUUCCUAUUUUGAACGAUUGGAAAUUCCGUACCUAUCUGGAUGGCCUAUUCUAGGAAGCUUAACGGGACCCAUAUUGCGUAGAAAACACAUGACUCAAGUGUUCCAAGAAUUAUACGAUCUCGAUUCUGAUGCAAAAUACGUCGGUGCCUUCAACUUUACAAAGCCAGUGUUCGUCAUAAGGGAUCUUGAACUAAUAAAAAAUAUAACCAUCAAGAAUUUCGACUAUUUUCCAGAUCACAAUCCAAUUGGAGAUGAAAGCCUCGAUCCAUUAUUCGGCGGGAAUCUAUUCAAUUUGAAGGGACAGAGAUGGAAAGAUUCGAGAACAGUGUUGAGUUCAUCGUUUACGUCGAGUAAAAUGAAAAUGAUGUUUGGCUUGAUGGUGGAUUGUGCUGAUGAUUUCGUGGGUUUUAUUGAUAAGCAGCCGAGUGAAAAACUGAAAAUAGUCGAUACAAAAGACUUAUUUGGAAGAUACACAACUAACGUGAUAGCCUCUUGCGCAUUCGGGAUUCAAAUAGAUUCACUUCGAAAUCCAACAAAUAAAUUUUUCGUUCUCAGUAAAAAAGCUGCAAUUAUAGGCCCAUUGUUGGGUUUAAAAAUUAUUGUGUCCCGAGUAUUUCCCGGCAUAAUGAAGGCUCUGAAGAUCCGACUGUUUAGCAAAGAAUUGAGCGAUUUUUUCACUGACGUCAUAAGCGAGACUGUGAAAACAAGAGACGAUAAUGGUAUUACUAGGCCUGACAUGCUGCAACUGAUGAUGGACGCGCGCAAGCUAGAUGAAAAAAAUGUGAAAUUCGAUAUCAACGGGAUGACAUGUCAAGCGUUUGUAUUCUUCUUCGCGGGCUUUGACACAACGACCUCGGUUUUGUGUGCCUUUGCUCAUGAACUUGCUCUCCAUCACAACGUGCAGAGUAAGCUACAAGAAGAAAUCGAUGGAAUAAUAAAAGAAACGAACGGCAAACCGACGUACGAGGCUAUCGCAGGUAUGCAAUAUCUUGAUGCAGCUUUUCACGAAACAGUGCGUUUGCAUGGACAAGCUUCGUUUCUGGAUCGAGUUUGUAAAAUACCUUUUGAGUUGCCACCGGCGUUGCCUGGUGGCAAGCCAAUAAUGUUACGGCCGGGAUCGACGAUUUGGAUACCUGCGGCUGCUAUACACAGAGAUCCCAAACAUUAUGCCAAUCCUAAUCAGUUUGAUCCUGACAGAUAUUAUGGCAAAAAAAUUACAAUAAACGAUGCGACUACUCUAGGAUUUGGCAUAGGCCCGAGGAGCUGUAUUGGCAAUCGAUUCGCUAUUUUAGAAAUAAAAAUUCUGUUGUUUCAUUUGCUUAGUAAAUAUACUUUGUGCGCCAAUGAGAAAACAUGUGCUCCAUUCAAAUACAGUAAAAAAACUUUUUCCAUACAACCUGAUGGAGGUUUCUGGUUAUCUAUCAUACCACGAAAUUCUACUGCAAUAUUACAUAACACUAAUCCAGAACAACCUUGACCGCCUCAAGUCCAUUAAUACACGCACACUAUAUCUCAAUUGGCGAGGACAUCUGAAAAAUAAGAUAAUUUGUCGAAUUCGUUACCAAAACAGAUGAUACAUAUAUUUAUAGUAAGUAAAGUCACUUAUAAGAACUCGUAUCUAUACAAAUGUAAACAUUCGUGUCAAAAAUAAAUUGCGAAUUA
Phymastichus coffea is the source of this 1788-nucleotide messenger RNA. Its product is annotated as cytochrome P450 9e2-like. The record is from RefSeq and is a predicted model, not a curated record. Gene Ontology annotation, molecular function: monooxygenase activity; iron ion binding; oxidoreductase activity, acting on paired donors, with incorporation or reduction of molecular oxygen. The coding region runs from base 56 to 1603 and encodes 515 amino acids. Lineage: Eukaryota; Metazoa; Arthropoda; Insecta; Hymenoptera; Eulophidae. The transcript is spliced from 2 exons.